This is a messenger RNA of Cornus florida, 1835 nucleotides long. RefSeq lists its product as uncharacterized. The transcript has 2 exons. Bases 220 to 1578 code for a protein of 452 amino acids. Gene Ontology annotation, molecular function: protein binding. The record is from RefSeq and is a predicted model, not a curated record. Lineage: Eukaryota; Viridiplantae; Streptophyta; Magnoliopsida; Cornales; Cornaceae.
UUCCUAUUCCUAUUCCAAUUCUGUCGAACCUGCUGCCCCAUUGACUAAGAAGGGGGCGGAGGCAGAUUCCUUUUUCAAAUCCUCAAAUAAUCGAUUCCAAACGAAGCAAAGCCUCUCUACCUCACUCCUCGUCCUCUUUCUCUCUCUACAAAAUCCCUAGCCUGUCUACCUCCACUCCUCCUCUAUACAUUAGCAUCAGAGGUGAGGGUUGUUGUGAGCAUGCCGUUGUCAUCGUUAAUGGAUAAUUGGAAAACUGCACCGAGAAGAUCAGCACGUAUUGCUGAGCGUGCCGGCACGAGUCGCAAUGGCUCUGGCUUAACUACUACUACUGAUGGCCACGCGAACCCUCCUCCUAAGCUAAAAGAGAUGCAGAUGGCUGGAGUUGAUCAUGACUCCAAUAAUUUAAGGGUUGUUGCUUGUUCAAGUAGAAGAAAGAUGAAAAGCAGCACCCCACCAUUUUUUCCGGAAGAGAUCAUAUUCAACAUCCUGCUUUGCUUACCUGCUGAGGUUCUUUACAACGUGAUGAGGUAUGUUUGCCGAGAGUGGUAUAAUGUGAUCAAUGCCCCUGGUUUCAUAAACUCACACCUUCAAAAAUUAACUGAUGAUAGCCUCAUAAUCCGAAGUUGCAAAAGUGCAAAUGCAUGGUUUGUGGCGAUACACAAUUGUAAUACUCAGAUAAGACGGUUAAGAUCUGAGUUUUGUGGCGGGUUUCCUAGGCGCGUGCUUUGUAGUUGUGAUGGUUUACUUUUCUUGUCCUGUGAUGAUCGCAAAAACCUCUAUGUUGGAAAUCCUAUUACGAAGCAACUACUGACCCUCCCUCCAGUAUCUACUAUGUAUCGUAUGUUUGGUUCUCCUCAGUUUACUUAUGCUCGCUCUACCGGGAGAUACAAAGCACACCUUCCUGUCAUUGAAAAUGUCCAGAGUGAUUUUCUUAACUGGUUAAUAUUUACUGUGGGUACCGAUAGUGCUUGGAGAUCGAUUGAGACUAAACAUGUGCCGGAUUUUUUUGCGUAUACUAAGUCGUUUUCUACCGGAGGGUAUAUUUAUUAUACUAGCCCCGUAGAGCCUCAUCUUUUGGCUUUGGAUGCUGAUGCUGAAAUAUUUCACCAGUAUACUGUUCCAAAUGUCUUCCGUGAGGCAAUUAGAACAAAUUUCUUCGAAAUGUCAACUAGAUUUAAUUAUAUAGUGUGGAAAAGCUUUCUAGCUUUUGUGGCUCAUUCUGCUGAAUUUGUUUGGGAGCUUUGGGCUUUGACGGAAUUGAAUACAGGGGAGUGGACCAGGUGUUUUAUCAUUGACUUGAGUGGUCAUAUAGGUUUGAUCGAGCCGUUAUUUGAUUACCGGAAUGCUGUAUGUCUUAAGGAUGAAUAUUAUGAAUUACCUCUGGAUCUUCGUUUUAUUCCUGUUACCUCCUUAAAAAAAGGAGAGCUGGUGAUCUUCCGUGGUGUAAUACCAUUUGAAAAUUACCUUGUUUACAACGUCAAGACAGGAGAUGUUUCUUCAUUUGUGAUAGGUGAUUGCUACGGCUCAAGCAUCUUCGAACGCCAUGUCAACAGCUUGGUUUCAUGGAAAGUCUCUUAGUUCCUUUGUUUUUUGAUCUCCACAUACAUCCAAGGGUCCUAUUUUGCUCACCGGUGAAGUGCCUCUUGUCAAUUUCUUUUUUCCAAAUGUGUUUUGAGUACUAGUACUGUCCUAAGGAGUAUUCUAAUAUAUAGUCAUGACUACUUAUUUUUUCUUUUUCUGAUCACUGAGUUGUUCUGUCAUUAGAAACUAUAUCUCUAUUUUCAUAAAUCAUAGCAAGAUUCUGUUUUAUAAUAGAACCAUUGGUUUCUGGAUUA